This is a messenger RNA of Didymodactylos carnosus, 265 nucleotides long. The record is from the annotation of a GenBank genome assembly. NCBI's taxonomy places the organism in Eukaryota, Metazoa, Rotifera, Eurotatoria, Philodinida, Philodinidae.
CGGCGGGCCCUAACCCAACCCCCCACGACGAGAAGGUAUACCACUUACGACUGUCGAUGGGAAAUCUUAAACAAUCUUAUAUAAGAAACUGAUAAGAUUCUUAUAAGAAUCCUAUCAGUUUUAGCAAAAAAUUUUUGUCUAGGGUAAAUCGUUCAAUUGAAUCAAAUCAUUAUUAUUGUACUUCUCAUCGUUAUCAGCACCAGCGAAUUUGACAGCUGAAUUUAAUGCUGCCUCACGAAAUAGUCGUUUAUGUAGUCUAUCUUAA